UGUCGCGCAAGGAUAGAGUUGCGCGAAAGCGAGGAGUGGGUAAUGUUGCGUAGGCUUCGUUAAGGAGAAAAAUGACGAAAACAUAUUUUCGGACAACCGCAAUAGGAACUUAGCUUAUUGACUUAUACAUGGAAUUUGGAGAAGGAUAAACCAUGAUGAUUGUAUAAGGAAAGGAGGCCUAUUGGCGCUGUACAAAACGCACCGGGUGCCUUUUUCAGUACUCUGCAAACACCUGUCAACUGCUGGAAAAUGAAGUUUGGGAAGAGCAUUUGUAUUCUUAACGUGGGUGGCACAAAAUAUGCGUUCCCCAGGGAUGUAAUAAAGGAUUUUCCUCUGAGUAGAGUUAGCCGUUUGCACAAAUGCGCCUCGGAGAAAGAAGUAUUGGAGGUGUGUGAUGAUUACGAUCGGGAACGGAACGAGUUUUUCUUUGAUAGGCACUCGGAAGCUUUUUGUUUUAUCAUGCUGUACGUGAAGUACGGGAAGCUACGGUUCGUCCCGCAAAUGUGCGAGCUGUCAUUCUAUAACGAGAUGAUUUAUUGGGGGCUGGAGAGCUCAGACUUGGAGUUUUGCUGCCAACGGAGACUCGAUGAUAGGAUGUCCGACUCUUACAUUCAUUUCUCCGAGGAGGAAGCCAGACUCGCGGAAGAGUUGAGGGACGAUAAUUUGGUGACUAGCCUAGUUACGGAGAGAGAAGAGUCCAAGUGGCUGGAAAGAAUGAGAAGGACUUUUGAGGAGCCGACUUCAUCAAUCGCAGCACAAAUCUUGGCCUCAGUGUCCGUUAUAUUUGUUAUAGUGUCCAUGGUGAUGCUUUGUGCGAGUACUUUGCCUGAUUGGAAAACCGCUGAGAACAAGAGCGUGGAGGAGCACAGGUACAACCCAGACUCUUUAGAGCAUCCAUCCGGGAUCAUCGAGGCUGUGUGUAUUGGCUGGUUCACCGCCGAGUGCAUCGUGCGCUUCAUCGUGUCACGGGACAAGUGUGAGUUUGUCAAGCGGCCUCUCAACAUCAUUGACCUGCUGGCCAUCACGCCCUACUACAUCUCCAUAUCCAUGACCGUGCUGACGGGCGAGAACUCCCAGCUCCAGCGGGCCGGCGUCACCUUGCGCGUCCUGCGCAUGAUGCGCAUCUUCUGGGUGAUCAAGCUGGCCCGUCACUUCCUGGGCCUGCAGACCCUGGGGCUGACACUGAGGCGCUGCUACCGGGAGAUGGUGAUGCUGUUGCUUUUCAUCUGCGUGCCCAUGGCCAUCUUCAGCGCUCUGGCCCAGCUCCUGGAGCAUGGCCUGGACCUGGAGUCGCCCAACGAGGACUACGCCAGCAUCCCCGCUGCUUGUUGGUGGGUUAUUAUCUCCAUGACCACUGUGGGCUAUGGAGACAUGUACCCCAUCACCGUGCCUGGGCGAGUGCUGGGUGGCCUGUGCGUGGUGAGCGGCAUCGUGCUCCUGGCACUGCCCAUCACCUUCAUAUACCACAGCUUUGUGCAGUGCUACCACGAGCUCAAGUUCCGCUCGGCCCGCUGCACGCGGAGCCUGUCCGCGGAGUUCCUCAACUGACCGGGCUGCCGAGGUCUUAGGGGCCUGCUCCUCACUGAGGCCGUCCACCCUAGGACUGUGCGUCGUUGUGAAACAGGACCUUUCUCAUUUUCACACAUAAAAAAGAAGGAAUUCGUCAAAGCCCUUGAUUUUGGAGGGGUCUCAGUGUUUCGAGGUUGGUGAACAGCACAGCCUUUCUUCAACAAUCCAAAUAGGAAGCAGUUGAACCUGAUUUGGACUGUUGUGUUCGGGGGAAGGUGUCCCUGACAGGAUGUCACUGUUGGACUAGAUGGUGUCAGACCAGACAGAGGCCUUCAUAUACUGUGGAUUAUAAUGAAUCUAGUCCAUAUUAUAGCACAGCCUGGCUGACAUUCUUCUCACAUGGCAACAAGCCAUAAAAGGGAUUUCAAUUGAAACACUUCUCUCGAUCCCACACUUCUGGCAGUGUUACUGUGUGAGGAUAGAAGGUGUCAGUACCCUUCUCUGUCUUAGAUCUUGUCUUUCUACAAUAUUGUCUACCGAUGCAUUACAAAGAACCAAAGUGUUUCAGUACAAUGUACACUGUAUGUUCCCUUUAAUCUCUUGCUUCACAGCCCACGGUUCACCAAUUGUCUCGAUUUCACCAAUCCAACAAACAUAAGGAGCACAACACAUGCCGAAUUGGAAUGAGUCUAUUUACAACUUAAACAUGUCAAAUGUUUAACCUUUCACCCAUUCCAUGAAAACUAACCAACCGGCUAACCAACCAACCAACCAAUGUCCUUGAUAGGUAUUUUCUAUAGAAACCAAGAGAGGGGGUGGGAGAGAUUGAACAGAAUGUGUACAGUAGCAUGUGGGUCUGUCUCCUCGGCUGUGUGGGCUGCAAUGUGGAACACUGAGCCACAGAGCGAGAGUGUGCCAUGGAGAGACGGGUGGUUCGGCUGACACCAAGCGGUGCCACGAGGAGAGGCCAGGCGUGCCUCAGCCUCGUUAGUGCCGCGAGACUUCUGACUAGAGGAGUGCAACCAUUUGUGGCUGGUGUGAAAACCUUGGUCGCAUUCGUCUGUCAAAACCAAAGCACUUUGCAUGCAGGGGCUCGUGUCAAAACCACCACAGCCUUUGGUAGGCGCUCCUCUUUAUGUUGUUGUCCGGCCCACCCGGUUCUCCUCGACACGCUGUCGACGCCAUGUUUGGGUGACUUGUGUGAUGCAUUCAGCCACCUAUCCUGUUGCAGGGAACUCGACUGAGUCUGAGAAGCUUUGAUCCAGGAAAAUUGGGAAUGAGAUCAUCAUGGGUUCUUUUCAUGUCAGCCCGCUUCAGGCGAUGCUGUACCGGUUAUCAUUUACAAGCACCAUCUGUCCUGAAUCCGUCUGUGCAUAGCUGUGUUUGCUCUGGAUUUUUUGACCAGGACAGGAUUGCUGUGUUCGCUCACAGUCAGAAAAAUAUAUUCUUGUUAGAUUUGCUCUCCAAAAAUCUCAGUAUGUCCUUGGCCUCAUUCUAUCUGAGUUCAGUUGUGAACCAAAGCUGUUUUAUAUCUUCUGGAAGCAUUUUAUAUAGCGGGAGAAGAAAACAGUCCUUUAACUCAAUGAUGAAUAUAUACAUAUGAGCCAUAUUGUCAGAGUGCUCUAUUUAAAUCAAUUCAUAUUCAUUGGUAGGACUCCCUAUCUUUCUACUAGGGAUGCUGGUAUUGUUGACACAUCUUUAGUGUUUCUUUGCUCAGCCCUCAGAAUUAUCUUUUCCACUGGCUGCAGACAGCACCAUCUGCACUCUUUGAUCUGCCCUGGCUCUUGUCUGCUUCGCCAAACCAAGCAGUCCCAAUACAUUACCUGUGUUUAAUAUUGAUGGGAAUAGAUUUAACUCAUUAUUUCAGAACUUUUGGGCAUCAGGCACUUGUUAGACUUGAUCAACCUUUCCAAAAGUUAGACAUGCAGAACGGUAUGUGGAUAUUGUUGGCAUACGUAUUGCAGACAUUGAGUUAUUGUAGCGCUCCUUCUUAUUACAGUUUUUCAACUUCAUUCAAACUUUGAACUUUGACUAGUGCAUUUCAAACUUAGCUACAAUAUGUCUUCUAUUUCCAACAAUGAGUUCAUAACACAAAGAAUGUGGGGAAAUAUCCCACCAAAGAGUUGAGAGGAAACAACAUGAGUAUUUACUUUGAAACUGUGAACACAGAAUGACUUUAAAACCUGCAGUGAUCUGGCAGUAACAAAAUCCUCCUACGGGAAUCAUUUCCUCUCACUUUCUCUCGUCAACACAUUCAGCCCACCUAUCAAGAUGUUUAACUACCUCUGCUCUCAUUAAUAAAAUCAUAGGAAGUCACAUUGCCCCACAGCAAUUGCUAUUUAUAGAGUGUACCCAACCAGCUUGACAGAAGUCCACAUUAUUCAGAUAUCCAUGGAUUCAAAUUAUUUAUAGAUAAGUGAAAAUGUCACCAGAGUGUUACACACGCACCCACCCACACACCCAUGCGAGAACACUCAAACACACUCACACAUGCGAACACACACACGCAAACACACACACGCAAACAUACACGCAAACACGCACAAAGUUGAGAAGUACCAUUGGUCAAAAUUAAUGAGGUUCUUAUCUCGGUGCACCCUAUUACCAUAAAAUGGGUAAACAACAUAAUGAAUUUUACAUGUAAUUAUCCAAUCAAUACCUCAUGUUCCAUGAAACGUCAGAAAGGUCAUCAGACAAUACAAAUAACUUGGGAGGUAAUUAAACUUCAGCUUCAGUGGUUAUAGCACUGACCGUCGAGUGACCUAUUUAAUAUCCGUGUGACUGAAACCCUGUCAUCACCUUCACAUGGCCCACCUCAAUGGGCUCUGACGAAAGUUGGAAUGUCAAGCCUUUAUUGGUUUCUCUAAAAAAAAAUCUAUUUUUGAUGUUAAGCAAGCUUUGCACCUUUUCCUUUUCAUAUGGUCUUGAUUUUGUUUUGAAAUACUUCACGCCCCACUUUAUCUUGGUGUUUUGACAUCCCUGAAAAUUAAUGUGAUAUUUGUUAAUGUGGAGCUCAAGAGUUCCAUCCUUUGUGAAGACAAUUUUGAGAUUUGUUGUUUGUUUAGUUGGAAUACAUUUUGUAUUGCAAAAGUCAGUAUUUGAGAAAUAACUGAAGAUCAUCUUCCAUCCAAGUGUGGUGGGGGGAUGUGGUGGGGGGAAAACAUGGUCACAGUGUAUUUAUAACAAGAGAGAUUAUUUGAAUAGUUUGUACAUUUUCUAUAAAACUUGAUAAAUUGUGAUAUUUCAAAAUAGAGGACCUCCAACUUUUGGAUACUGUACUUUGUCACACCCAAAUACCUUAGGCACCUAGCAUAUUGCUGCUUCAAUAGAAUGUAUGAGUGCAACAGUGAUAUUCUUUGAGAACAUGGCUGUGUUUAUGCAAGCCAUAUCUCCAAUAUGUUUAUAGUUUCCCCUUCUUUUUUAUGAAGCCAGUUAUUUUGUAUAGAGCUUGUUAUUUACAGA
Messenger RNA from Esox lucius (northern pike), 4971 nucleotides. RefSeq names its product potassium voltage-gated channel subfamily G member 3. Lineage: Eukaryota; Metazoa; Chordata; Actinopteri; Esociformes; Esocidae. The record is from RefSeq and is a predicted model, not a curated record. Gene Ontology annotation, biological process: potassium ion transmembrane transport; protein homooligomerization. Gene Ontology annotation, molecular function: delayed rectifier potassium channel activity. Bases 250 to 1548 code for a protein of 432 amino acids. The transcript is spliced from 2 exons. Gene Ontology annotation, cellular component: voltage-gated potassium channel complex; membrane.